CUGCCGAAGCUGAUGACGACGACAGUGAUAACCCGGAAGUGAAGGGAGCAGCUCUGACCUCUGCGUUGUGUACGUACUACGUAGAGUGGAAGAAUGAACAGAGGAUGCGAUUGUUCUGCUCUGCCGUCGACACCACUGAACACUUGGCUCGUCUCAACCAGUUCACAACGAGAGUAAAGAGCAGUGGAGGCGUUCCAGUAACGGAAUGUCGUUGCAAACAGAAACGACAGAGGCUCGUUCGAUGAGUUUUGUCACGCAGACGUCGGGCGACGCUAAACGGAGAACCGACUGAUCGCAACUGGCUAAUGUCUGUGGGUGUGUUGUUUGACAGCUUCUGUUUAACUGCGUCUUGGCUCGCACUCCAGGUGUAAAGCAGCACGGUAACGUUUCGGCAGCGGAGACAGCCACGUCAGCUUUAUUCUAUCACCCUGUCAAGGUGCACCCUCGCUACUUCUGUGCUCUUCGGUUCUAUUUUCUGUCUAAAAAAACUCACAAACUAGUCAGUCUUCUCGACGUCAUGGCACCGAUGGGAAUUCGGCUGUCACCGCUCGGGGUGGCGGUGUUCUGCCUUCUUGGAGUCAGUGUCCUCUACCACCUGUAUGCUGGGGUCAUCUCCAACCGCAUUGCUUCUUUCAGACUGAAGAGAAAGGUGGAUCUGAGGGACCUGCUGGCUGUCUCUGUGGAAGCUGCAGUACUAGGAGGCAAAGAGGUGAAGAAGGUGCGUGAUGAAAACGGACUGAAGGAGAAAACAAAGGGAAAGACAAAGGAGGGAGCCAAUGAGCUUCUGACAAUGGGCGACCUGCAGUCUCAUAGAAAGAUGUUUAAUCUACUAAGGAACACGUUCCCUGAUGUCACGGUGUUCAGUGAGGAACAUGACAACAUGGUGGAUAAAGAAAUAGCCUGGAGCCGCGACAUUCCAGCUGACAUACUGGACAAGAUUGAGGGAGGCAAGGACAUUUCUCCUGAGAGCAUCACUGUGUGGAUUGACCCUCUGGAUGCAACACAAGAAUACACAGAGAACCUGGUGCAGUAUGUGACCACUAUGGUGUGUGUGGCUGUAGGUGGUAAACCACUGAUUGGGGUCAUACACCAGCCAUUCACUGGAUUCACUGCCUGGGCGUUUGUAGGUCAGGCAUCAAAUAUGCGGGCCCGGUCUUCCUACAGCGUCAACCCUGCAAAAGUGAUUGUAUCACGUUCCCAUGCUGGAGAAGUUAAAACUUAUAUCCGGGAGGCUCUUGGAAACAACACAAAAAUCAUAGCAGCAGGUGGAGCAGGAUAUAAGGUACUGUCACUUUUGGAGAUGCCUUCAACCGAUGCAGACUCUGUGGAGCAGGCAGAUGUUUACGUCCACACCACCUAUAUUAAGAAAUGGGACAUCUGCGCUGGUGCAGCACUACUGAACGCAAUGGGAGGCCACAUGACGACUCUAAAGGGAGAGGACAUUGACUACAGUGGAACACCCGUCAACAAAGGAGGACUGGUGGCCACCGUGGGUUUGGAUCAUAAGGCCUUACUGGAGAGACUGCCAACCAAGGACCUCACCAAGCAAUGAAAGACACAAACACAGAGCCAUUGGGGAGUUUGAUGUGGUUGUGGCAAGGGUGGCGUGUGCCAGCUUUUUUCUGUAACUGACAGUGGGCUGUAAAUAAUCAGACCUGCACGGGUUCAUCAUCGUGGGACACCAAACAUCUGUCAUCCUGAUCGGUAGGAGUCAUUAUCACCUGCAUAGGCCUCUGAGCAGGACUGUGGAUCCAACACAGCUGCCACUGAAAACUGCAAUGACUGGCACAAUGGCUCUGAAUACACACUCCGAUACACGCGUACACAUUUUGCAGCUUGGACAAACGGUACAUCUUCCUCUUCUCUGGCAUUCACACUAAUGGUCGUAGCAAACUCUGGACAACAGCGGCCUUCACUGUCGGAGGACAGGAUCAUGGCCAUAAUGUGAAAUAUUAAACCAAGAAGCACAAUGCUGAACUCAGUAGUGAACCAUCCUUAGUCUCCCAUUUCUUAUAUGAUAUGAAACAAAAGAAUCAGUGACACCGAGUGUUGCAGAGAGGCAUGGUAGCAGAAACGUCAAGAUGACUUCAUCUCAGUUCAUCAGUAGACCAUCCAUCUUUAUUUGAGACUGUGUAGAAAGUCUCCAGGGCUUAAAUUAUCACUGCAAUAUAAGUUACUAGCCACCUGAUCGCAUCGCAUCAUCAGACCAACUCUUCACCAACACACCAACUCAUUCAGGGGAUUUCAGCUUUGGACUGAUAAUGACUACUGUCUCUAAGUAGAGUAAACUUCUGUUCUUGCCUGUUGACCUUUCUGACACCUGAGAUGUGGACGUGUCAAACUGUGGGUUGGACCUAGCUCUUCUAUUUUAAAGAACGUUGCAUUCAUUUUAUUUCACUUCAAAAUUAAGUGAGUACUGUUUUCAUCAAACAGGGAAAUAUUUCGCCCCCAUCUUUUCAAAGCAUCCUGUGACUAUGUUCCUUAGCACUGAGUAAAUCUCCUUACUGGUGUUACAUUACAGUGAAAAGUCACAGUGAUUGAAAUCAUAAGCAGGUUUCCAGCCUGGGACUUUACAGCGUCACCUCCUUUCCAGUACAAAUGUGGUGGUUGCCCAUGUGGGAUGGAUUUUUGGGUUUCUUUGUGAUUUAAGAGCAGGGAAUGACUUCAGGUUAUUGUGGUACCAGACUCCAGACUGAACGACAGGGUGGUCUCACCUCUUCUGAGAUCAGUGAAUGAAUCCUAUAUGUACAGUCUCAUUCAUCAUUUUAAAACCCGUUAGAAAAGAAAACAAACAUUUGUGUUUCAGUGGAGACGUGUCACCUGGAUUACAAAAAGAUGAAUAUUCCCAAGGAUUUGUAUUUGACAAAUCUGGAAUUAAAAUAACCUCCUCCCCAUUCCCAAAGCAUUUCUGCUCCUGAAUAAUGGUUUUCAUUCUCUUGGUGAGUUAAGUGAUGACACCCUGAUAGCAGUUCUGUUUGAACUAUAUGCAUGGUUUUCAACUUUGAUCAACAUUCGAUCCUCUAACACUGAAAACAUCUCGGUGAACCUUUACUCCUGUAGGUCUUUCUGUACUGUUUGCCAUAACUGUGCCAGCCUGCACUGACACCUCUAAAGUGAUACGGUGGAUUUUUCUGUUGCUGUCAAAUAAUGUUUGAUUGUGGGAAAAAUGCCAGUAAAAUACAAACUCAUGUCAGUGUCUUUAAGAAGAUACACUCCCAAGUGACCUGUUUACGUUCAGUUUAUCUCUGCCAUCUUUGUGCGACCUUUGACACUACUGUUAUGGAGAUUGUUAUUUGAUAAGGAUUGAGGACACACCAAAAGUUGCCUGUGUAGUUGUAGAAGAAGAACAGCUGUGUAACAGGUGUACGUGGAGAGGUUCACUGCUGAGAACGGAGCAGGAGACGGCUUUAAAGUAAUAUAUCAUUUAGAUCAGGUCACAAACUGAGUGAGUACAUAGAAAUCAUCAGCCCAUGAGACCAGAUGUUGGCAGAAACUGAACUGGAGCAAACAUUGUAUAAAAUACAGAUUCAGCAGUGAAAGUAUGUCAGAGUGCACUGUAAACAUAAAAUUACCAUAACAACUACAUGAUUUCCCACAGGCUGAGGACAUAGCUAAUGACUAAUGGAAGCUUUUAGCAGGUCUGGGUAGAGGGCUGUGGACAUUAAAAUGGAAACUGGCAUUAUGUCUCUAAGGGUGAGCUGUUACACUGGUACGUUUGGGCUUUUGUGUGCCAGGUUCUGUUUUAUGAGUGCCCUUCAUCUGCACAAAAAACUGUCAAAUGAGUUUGCCAUGGUGACAGUGUGUAUAUGCUAAGGGUACUUCUGCAAUAGUGAAAGCAUUGCAAUGAUGUGAACAUCACAUGAGCGGGUGCGGGAAUGUUUACACAUCCUUAUCCGUUGGUCUCUGCUGCUCGCAUUGUACAAAAUAAACUGUCAUGUCAGUUGGAGUAAAUGAUAAUGAUUAAAGGUGAACUCCAAAGAUUUUCCAGAUCAGUAAAGAGUGUAAGAGAGGGUUUCAUGAAGCUCUGCGUGGCUGCAGAGGGAACUGUGACAGCUGUGUUUCACCUGUGUCAGCUUCAGUUGAGGAUACCAAAGCUGUGAAAAGUGUGAAAAUGUGAAAAAUGUUGGUGUGUGGAAUUAGGCUUAGAAGCCAAUAUCUGCUCUCUGGAAUAGCCCUCCCAGAUCUCCAACCAAACUGCCACUCAGUCCUUGGACCUUGAGCAUUUAGCACAGUGCUGCCAAUACAGCCACCUCAGUAAAUCCCAAUGUCCAGCACCUGUCAGAAACUCCUGUUCUGGGUUUAGAUAGAGUAAGUGCAGUUAGCUAAUGCUAACCAAUAAUUUCAAUGAAUGAACACACUCCUCAGUCUAGAUCAACUCGAGAACAAAACUAAAACACAUUUUAACCAGUGUUUACGUGCUAUAGGCCCCUUUGUACCCAUCUUCUGCAUGGUUACGGUCCUUAGGGACAUCGUUAUAUCACUGCUCCUGCCAAUGAUUCAAGAGCCGGCUUAACUUGGUGGUGGUUUGGACGUGUAACUGAAAUUUGUAUUGAAAUAAAGCAAAACAUUUGACCUAAAUAAAUGAGAACUGACAGAUGCAAAUUGUAUUUUGUACAAAGUUAAGUGAAAACUACUUCAGUAACCAUUUUCAGUUAUGUCUUCUGUUCUUAAAGAAAAAUGUUAUUUCACUGUAAUAAUUAGGUAAUACUACACAGAGGUAAAACUAGUUAUGUGGUUAAAAUUACCACUCUACAGAAUCUGCCUCUAACUAGUGUGUAUGGACAGUAAGAACAGACUCAGGCUCUCAGUUUGGAGGUGAGAUGGCACAGGCUUCAGGGGGGAAAAGAAAGUGGACAGGAAAAUAACUUAUGUGCCAGGAUGGGUAAAUAAAAGGUGAGGUUGUUCUGUUGGAUUGUCAGGUUCUUGUUCAGCUACUGUGUGAGUCACUCAUCCUGCUUCUCCAAUAAAACAUCCUGUGCAUGAUUGUA
This is a messenger RNA of Mugil cephalus (flathead mullet), 4988 nucleotides long. RefSeq names its product 3'(2'), 5'-bisphosphate nucleotidase 2 (gene bpnt2). The coding region runs from base 518 to 1552 and encodes 344 amino acids. The transcript is spliced from 8 exons. Gene Ontology annotation, cellular component: endomembrane system. Gene Ontology annotation, biological process: phosphatidylinositol phosphate biosynthetic process. Gene Ontology annotation, molecular function: 3'-nucleotidase activity. The record is from RefSeq and is a predicted model, not a curated record. Lineage: Eukaryota; Metazoa; Chordata; Actinopteri; Mugiliformes; Mugilidae.